Molecule: messenger RNA, 1116 nt
Organism: Rubroshorea leprosula
Lineage: Eukaryota; Viridiplantae; Streptophyta; Magnoliopsida; Malvales; Dipterocarpaceae
Source: the annotation of a GenBank genome assembly
ACGUUGAGUAAAAUGAUGAUUCACACAUCAAAAGAUAGUAGAAACUGGAAUUGAUUUACUAUAUUUACAGUGCAAUGUGAAACUGGCAUCUGGCUUGUCACCAUGGAAGGGUGCCUCCAACUUCUCUGCUUCCUCCACAAUAGUCCAGUCCACAGUCCCUCUUUCAUAGCGGAAUUUCUCUCUUUUUCUUCUUCUCCUUUUCUGUUCUCUGCAACAACUGCACUCGACAUCACCGAGGUCAUCAACGGUUACCAAGAUUACAGCACGUUUAACAACUACCCAACUCAAACCCAAAUAGCAAAUGCGAUCAACAGCCGCCAGAACCAGACCCUCACCGAGCUCGUCGUCAACAACGGCAACAUGGGAGUGGUUUCCGGCCUCCCGAUGGACACCCUCAAGUCGUUACUAACUCUGCACGUUCUCUUCGAUUACUUCGAUCUUCAGAAGUUAAAGAAUUUACCCAACAAUACCGUCCACGUCACUACACUUUACCAAACGAGCGACCAGGCCACCAACCAACGUGGGUUUCUGAACGCCACGAUCUCCGGCAACGGUGACGUAGCAUUCAUGUCUGCCGCUAGUGGGUCCAGUGUGAAUUCCAAGGUGAUUAAGAACGUUUAUGCUCAACCGUGUAACUUCUCUGUUUUGGAAAUUAGCAAUCUCAUAACGCCGCCGGGGCUAACCGGCGGCAAUUCCAGCUCAAAUUCGAGCGUCUGCUCUCCUGCACCAACUAAUUCUACUCCGGCCAGUUCCCCAAUUAAGUCUCCCACCCCUCCCAUUUCCCCUGUAGCCAGCUACUCCUCUGCCCCUGCACCAUCUAGAGAAACAAUUACUCCACCUGACGCCCCUUCGGGGAAAUCUUCAGCUGCAGCUAUCGGUGGCUUCGGGGAUCAAGUCUGCCACUUUCGCUGUGGUGUUGGCAUCUGCUUGGUUCUGGGUGGGAAGAGGAAAUUAAGAGAUGGAAAAUAAAGCUUUGUUUCUGUGCAAUGUGUAACCCAUUUGGUACUUUUAACACAUAAAUGUAGCAGUGAGUCGUUCCAACUUCCAAGUGAGUCUCAUUUUCUCAGCAAUGCAAAGUUUUAUUUCUAAACAGCAAAGUAAAAACCAUAUCGUCUU